CGCCAUUGCCAGCACUACCAGAACUACCUAUCGAGUCCACUGGGAGCAGUGGCGAAAAUUCGCUCGGUACAUGAAGUGGUCGGAUGGCUCUCGACGGACGAGAAGGACAACAGCACUAAGCUUGGACUGUUUGCGAUAUACUGUUGGUGCUACGGAUGGCACACAAAACAACGUGGUAACCAGUACGGAACCAUUCAACUGAAGUUGCCCAGCAUUCGGUGGUACCACAAGACAUACGCAGGCACCAAAAUCAAACAUUCUCCAGAUUUCGACGUUCUCAUGCGCGGCAUUCAAAGGCUAUCGGAUCCGCUAUUAAAAAGGCACCAAAUUACACAGGCGUUUUACCGAUUACUUUCCAGGCGCCUCGACUUCACUCGGCCCCGCAGUCGCUUAUUGUGGGGAGCCGUCUUAUUGGCAUACUUUUUCCUACUGCGACGUUCGGAGUAUUUGCUAGUCGAGUCGGGUCGACAUGCGUUCUAUCUCAAGGUUUCCAACGCGUACUUUUCCAGUCGAGAGGGGGAACGCGUUCCCUACAAGAAGGCGGUGGCGGUUACGAUCGGAUUAGCGGGCGCAAAGAACGAUCAAUUUGGACGCGGAGCGUGGAGAACUAUGCAUGCCACAGGAGACAAGGUGUUCUGCUCCACGAAGGCCCUGCAUCAUUUACAGCAAGCCAGGAAGGAGCUUGGAUGCAGUUCUGCGAAGUACCUGUGUGUGAAUCUUACGGGGGAAGAAGUGACAUGGACAUUCAAGACCCUGGCGUUGAACGUAGGCGUUUCACCCGAUAAGUAUGCAACCCACUCGGUUCGCAUCGGAGGCGCAUCGGCGCUGCUCAGUGGAGAAGCGGAUAGCCUGGAAAUUAAUCUAUUGGGUCGUUGGAUGAGCCACAGCUACGAGGACUAUCCGGUACUCGCACCAGAUUCGGCCAGAGGACUAUCGCGACGCAUGAUUUAG
Messenger RNA from Phytophthora nicotianae INRA-310, 951 nucleotides. RefSeq lists its product as hypothetical. Gene Ontology annotation, molecular function: DNA binding. The record is from RefSeq and is a predicted model, not a curated record. Gene Ontology annotation, biological process: DNA integration; DNA recombination. The transcript has a single exon. NCBI's taxonomy places the organism in Eukaryota, Oomycota, Peronosporomycetes, Peronosporales, Peronosporaceae. The annotation marks the transcript as partial.